Sinocyclocheilus rhinocerous is the source of this 2739-nucleotide messenger RNA. Its product is annotated as ribosomal protein S6 kinase alpha-5-like. NCBI's taxonomy places the organism in Eukaryota, Metazoa, Chordata, Actinopteri, Cypriniformes, Cyprinidae. The coding region runs from base 601 to 2739 and encodes 712 amino acids. The record is from RefSeq and is a predicted model, not a curated record. Gene Ontology annotation, biological process: protein phosphorylation; intracellular signal transduction. The transcript is spliced from 17 exons. Gene Ontology annotation, molecular function: ATP binding; magnesium ion binding; protein serine/threonine kinase activity.
UCGCGAUUCGAACAGCACUACAUCGGCUUCCGUGGCCGAAAUGAUCCUUACUACACUUUCUUCCAGGCGUUUGUCGUUCAAUUCAUUUCCUUUCCCAAACAAACGCAUAUCUUAACGCGAGUCGGGCGUAACUACACCCGGAAGGAAGGAGAAAAGGAGUAAAACACGCCCGUUCAGCUUUAGUGAAUCCGCUGCUAGGGACAUUGUGAACUGUCAUGGAUGAUAGUUAGCACGGACGCUAUCAGGGAACAGCUCGUUAGCCGAGCGAAUAUCGCUGUGUUUGGAGUGUGUUUGUGCUAAAGCAGCGCUAACGGGAUGCGAACAGCUCAGCACAGUUGUGUCGAAGUUGGAAAUACGGAAAUAACAGCCAUCCAUGGCCCACAUGAUCAUCAGUUAACUGGAAGCACAGUACCUCGUCGCCUUGUUUAGAAAGAUAUUAAAGUAUGCGGCUGUCAGAAGCGGUUCAUAUUUAGGUCGUGCGUCCACAGCAGGAUUUGUGAGCUGAGAUUAAAACACAGACAUGCCAUAACGUGCAGAGUUUCGCUUUAGAGCGGAAGUCCGCGUGUAGAUGUGAGGUCCUCUGACCGAUCAAAGCUCGUGAUGUCCGGCGAAAGCAGCGGCGAGGACUCGGACCGAGAGCCAGUCUGCACCGUCAAGCACCAGAUCACCAGCGCAAACCUCACGGGAUACACUGAGAAAGUCGGCAUGGAGAACUUCGAGCUUCUGAAAGUGCUGGGCACUGGAGCUUACGGGAAAGUGUUCCUGGUCAGAAAAAUCAGCGGCCAUGAUAAAGGCAAACUCUAUGCCAUGAAGGUUUUGAAGAAAGCAGCCAUCGUUCAGAAGGCAAAGACGGCGGAGCACACUAGAACAGAGCGGCAGGUAUUGGAACACAUCCGCCAGUCUCCCUUCCUGGUCACCCUUCACUACGCCUUCCAGACGCAAACCAAACUGCAUCUCAUACUAGACUAUGUGAGCGGAGGAGAGAUGUUUACUCACCUGUACCAGAGAGACCACUUCUCCGAGGAUGAGGUCAGGAUCUACGUGGGAGAAAUCAUUCUGGCCCUGGAGCACCUGCACAAGCUUGGCAUCGUGUACCGCGACAUUAAGCUGGAGAACAUUUUAUUGGACAGUGAUGGUCAUGUGGUUCUGACAGACUUUGGGCUGAGUAAGGAGUUUCUGGAAGAGGAGAAAGAGAGGACGUACUCAUUCUGUGGCACUAUAGAGUACAUGGCUCCAGAGAUCAUCCGAGGGAAAGCUGGCCAUGGCAAGGUGGUGGACUGGUGGAGUUUGGGGAUUCUGAUGUUUGAGCUGCUGACGGGAGCGUCUCCGUUCACUCUGGAGGGAGAGAGAAAUUCCCAGAGCGAGGUGUCCAAACGCAUCCUGCGCUGUGAGCCUCCAUUCCCCUCCAUCAUCGGACGCUUGGCUCAGGAUCUCCUGCGAAGGUUACUGGUGAAAGACCCCCAUAAGAGGCUGGGCUCUGGACCCCGAGGAGCCGAGGAGAUCAAGUCUCAUGCUUUCUUCAAGGGUCUAAACUGGUCCGACUUGGCAGAGAAAAAGGUUCAGAGUCCAUUCCGACCUGAGCUACGGAAUGAGUUGGAUGUGGGUAACUUUGCGGAGGAGUUUACAGGAAUGGAGCCGGUUUAUUCCCCUGCCAGCACUCCGCCCAGUACAGACCGUCUGUUUCAGGGCUACUCUUUUGUGGCUCCUUCUAUCUUGUUCAAUAAGAACGUGGUGAUGGCGGAUGUUCUGGACGCUCAUGUGAAUGUUGACAGGCCCGGUUCUGCUACAGUCCAGCGCAGUGCUAUGCUAAAGGAAUCUCAGUUCUUCCAGCACUAUGAGCUGUGCCUGCAGGGGGCUCCACUGGGCGAGGGGAGCUUCUCUAUCUGCAGAAAGUGCAGACACAGGCAGAGCGGACAGGAGUACGCUGUAAAAAUCAUCAGCAGAAGGAUGGAGGCCAUGACUCAGAAAGAGAUCGCAGCACUACGCCAGUGUGAAUCUCACCCCAACAUCGUCACGCUCCACGAGGUCUAUACCGAUCAGUAUCAUACGUAUCUGGUCAUGGAGCUGUUGCGAGGUGGAGAGCUGUUGGAGCGAAUAAGGAAGAAGAAGGUGUUUGCAGAAUGGGAGGCCAGUCAGCUGAUGAAGAGCCUGGUGUCUGCGGUCAGCUUCAUGCAUGAGGCCGGAGUCGUGCACCGAGACCUCAAACCUGAGUACACCAUGCUCUCUGGCCAAGUUCCGUUCCAGAGUGAGAAGAAAGGAAUGACAUCAUCGCACGCAGCUGACAUCAUGCACAAGAUCAAAGAGGGAGAUUUCUCAUUGGACGGGGAAGCCUGGAGGGGCGUGUCUGAAGAGGCCAAAGAUUUAUACACCAUGCUCUCUGGCCAAGUUCCGUUCCAGAGUGAGAAGAAAGGAAUGACAUCAUCGCACGCAGCUGACAUCAUGCACAAGAUCAAAGAGGGAGAUUUCUCAUUGGACGGGGAAGCCUGGAGGGGCGUGUCUGAAGAGGCCAAAGAUUUAGCAUUUAACCGGGGGAAGCGCGAGGGGUUUUUCCUCAAAAGCGUCGACAAUGCACCGCUAGCGAAACGCCGCAAGAUGAAGAUGUCCAGUACUGGUGUGGAGACCAGACGCAGCUCCUCCUCAUCAUCUUCAUCCUCCUCCUCUUCCUCAUCCGCUUCCCAUUCAGAGACGCAGAAUCGCCAGUCUUUGAAGCCCCACGAGGAGCCCAAACUGUCCGACUGA